Molecule: messenger RNA, 1794 nt
Organism: Helianthus annuus (common sunflower)
Lineage: Eukaryota; Viridiplantae; Streptophyta; Magnoliopsida; Asterales; Asteraceae
Product: putative disease resistance protein RGA4
Exons: 1
Coding region: 1-1794 (597 amino acids)
Biological process (GO): defense response to other organism
Molecular function (GO): ADP binding; protein binding
Source: RefSeq, a predicted model, not a curated record
AUGGACACUUUUAUGCACCCUUUAGGAGUCUUAUCUGAUGAAGACUCUUGGACCAUUUUCAAAAGGUUCGCAUUCGCAGGGAAAAGCGACGAGUUUUGUGAAAAUUUAGAGGAUGUUGGGAAGAAAGUGUCGGAUAAAUGCAGGGGUCUGCCUCUAGCUUCAGAGACUGUAGGGAGUUUUAUGGUUUUAAAAGACACCAAAGAGGAAUGGGAACAUGUUUUGAACGACAAGAUUUGGCAGCUGGAGCUAGAAGACCGUGUUUCUAACCCUUUGAUGUUGAGCUACUACGACUUGUCACCAGCAGUGAAAAGAUGUUUUUGUUAUUGUGCUAAUUUCCCGAAAGGUACAAAGAUAGACGCUGUUAACUUGAUUCAAAUCUGGAUGGCCCAAGGCUAUCUUUACGAUGGAACUGUUGAUAUGGAAAUAACGGGUAGGAGGCACUUGAAUAGUUUGGUUACACGGUCCCUCUUUCAAGACCCCGAAAGAGACAAAGAUAGUAGAGCUGUUCUAAGUGUUAAAAUGCAUGACAUGGUUCAUGAUGUUGCAAGUUAUCUAAUGGAAAACGAAUGCUUAAUGGUCACGGAGAUGCCUAACAAAGUAAGAGAAAACCGUCAUUUAACGGUCACACUCGAGGACGACACCACAUUUCCCAGUCCUCCUAAGCAGUCAAAAAAAUUGUACACGUUUUCGAUUCAGUCGUUCCAUGACUGCCCGCAGAUUGUUGUUACUCAAGAUUGUGUUACACUCCCACCCGAGUUUUUCAAUAACUUCAAGUAUCUAAAAACGUUGGAUAUGAGUCGUAAUAUGUUGUUGGUGAUUCCAAAUGAUGUAGACAAGUUGAAAAACUUGUGUUACCUUAACUUAUCACAUAACCCGUUUUACGAGUUACCCGAAACACUUUGCAAUUUGCCAAAUCUGCAAACUUUGAAACUAAUUGCGUGUUAUCAUCUAACAAAACUACCUCAAAGCAUAGGUAAGCUUGAAAAGUUAAGACAUCUAGAGAUUGAUGAAACUAGAAGUCUAGUUUCAUUACCAAAAGCGGUUGCAAAUUUAACCUCUCUCCGGACAUUGAGUAGGUUUCUUAUAGGCAACGAUGAUGAAGCGUGUAGUCUUGGUGAUCUUAAAAAUUUGAAUCAUCUUCGGGGUCGUCUUGAAAUUGAGGGAUUGAAUCAGACAGAUGUAAGUGAGGCUAAGGAAGCUGAACUUGAAAAGAAGGAACAUGUUUCUGAUCUGAAUAUAAAUUGCCUAUUCGCGUCGAGUGUGAUCGAUGGUCUCGGACUGAAUCCAACUUUGGAAGUUUUACGAAUAGAUAAGUAUGGCGGUCAAGGGUUUCCCAAUUGGAUGGCUGAUCUAACCAAGUUAAAGAAGGUUCGGUUACACGAAUGGGCUAAUUGCAUCAAUUUGCCGCCUUUGGGUAAACUGCCGUUGCUCAAAGUACUUCAUAUUGAAGGCUUUAAGGCUAUUACGCAUGUGGGCUCUGAGUUUCUUGGAGUGUCAUCAUCGUUAUCUUCUACAACUGCAUUCCCAAAGUUGGAGAAACUCAAAUUCUCACAUAUGGAAAGAUGGGAAGAAUGGAAUAUCGAUAUGAUGAAAGAUAGUAAGAUCAUGCCGUGCAUUCGUUACCUGAAUCUUUCACAAUGUGACAAGUUACAGUCAUUACCACAAAAGCUUUUAGGCUUACCGAUCAAGAAACUGCGCAUCCGUAAGUGUCCCUUCUUGAAGCAAAGGUACCAAAAGGAAACAGGAGUGAGCAUGGAUAUGGUUUCACACAUCUCAAAUGUCCGGAUUCAGUAA